Molecule: messenger RNA, 2054 nt
Organism: Aspergillus aculeatus ATCC 16872
Lineage: Eukaryota; Fungi; Ascomycota; Eurotiomycetes; Eurotiales; Aspergillaceae
Gene: gem1
Product: ERMES complex Ca(2+)-binding regulatory GTPase GEM1
Exons: 2
Coding region: 50-1951 (633 amino acids)
Biological process (GO): mitochondrion organization; signal transduction
Cellular component (GO): mitochondrial outer membrane; plasma membrane
Molecular function (GO): calcium ion binding; GTPase activity; GTP binding
Source: RefSeq, a predicted model, not a curated record
AUGAUCAGAGGAGGGUGAUAGCAGAGCUGCAUUCCUAACCCAUUUCACGAUGGCUACAGUGCGAAUCUGCGUCUGUGGAGACGAAGGCACUGGCAAGUCCAGCUUGAUCACUUCUCUUGUCAAAGGUGUCUUCGUCACAAACAAGAUUCAGCCCGUCCUACCCCAGAUCACGAUACCUCCGACCAUCGGUACCCCCGAAAAUGUCACAACGACAACAGUGGUGGACACCUCCGCGCUUCCGCAAGAGCGGAACAACUUGGCAAGGGAAAUCAGAAAAUCCAAUGUGAUCCUACUUGUGUACUCGGAUCAUUACAGUUACGAAAGAGUCGCUCUGUUCUGGCUGCCGUAUUUCCGCUCCUUGGGGGUUAAUGUACCGGUAGUUCUUUGCGCGAACAAGUCCGACCUGGCUGCGGACCACACGGAGACACAAGUCAUUGAGGAGGAGAUGCUCCCGCUAAUGGCAGAGUUCAAGGAGAUCGAUUCAUGUAUACGCACCAGUGCCCGCGAGCAUCGAAAUGUCAACGAGGCUUUCUUUCUCUGUCAAAAAGCCGUCACGCAUCCCAUCGCACCGCUCUUCGAUUCGAAGGAGUCUGCUCUGAAGCCCGCUGCUGUCGCCGCGCUACAACGCAUAUUCUAUCUGAGUGAUAAAGAUCGGGAUGGUUAUCUUAGUGACAAGGAAAUGGAGGACUUUCAGAUGCGCUGUUUCGAGAAGCCUCUGAGCGAAGAAGAUCUUGUUCAUAUCAAGGAGACCAUCCAAAGGGCACAUCCUCACUCGGUCACUCCCUCAGGCAUUGACUGCCGCGGGUUCCUUCAUCUCAACAAGAUGUAUGCUGAAAAAGGUCGUCACGAAACAGUCUGGAUCAUUCUACGGGCUUUUCAGUACACGGAUAAUUUGUCCCUUCAAGAAAACUUCCUCCAUCCGAGAUUUGAAGUUCCCCCUUACGCAUCAGCUGAGCUGUCGCCAGAGGGCUAUCGUUUCUUUGUUAACCUGUUUCUUCUCUCCGACAAGGAUAAUGAUGGUGGAUUGAAUGACGCCGAGUUGGCGUCGCUAUUUGCGCCGACACCAGGGUUGCCUGCCUCUUGGGCGGAUGGCUCAUUCCCAUCUUCCACCGUUCGGAACGAGGCCGGUCACGUCACCCUUCAGGGCUGGCUGGCACAAUGGAGUAUGACCACUUUCACAUCGCCCAAGACCACGCUCGAGUACUUGGCCUACUUGGGAUUCGAGUCAUCCGACCGCAGCAAUCCUUCGACAACGGCGGCGCUUAAAGUCACGCGGCCACGAAAGCGAAGGAGACGGCCCGGACGCGUGGGGCGCAACGUCGUUCUUGGCCACGUGCUUGGAGCUCCGGGAUCCGGCAAAUCGGCUCUGUUGGAUGCGUUCCUCUCGAGAGGAUUUAGCGCCACCUAUCACCCCACCAUUCAGCCACGAACUGCUGUGAAUACAGUCGAGCUCCCUGGAGGGAAGCAAUGCUAUCUGAUCCUGGACGAACUUGGAGAGCUCGAGCCUGCAAUCCUGGAGAAUCAGGUCAAGCUUCUCGACCAGUGCGAUGUCAUUGUUUACACGUACGACUCUUCUGAUCCCGAUUCGUUUGCGUAUAUUCCAGCUCUGCGGGCCAAGUAUCCGCACUUGGAAGAGCUUGCGAGUGUGUUUGUUGCACUUAAAGCGGACCUGGACCGAACCACCCAACGGGCGGAGCAUCAACCUCAUGAAUACACGGCCAUGCUGAACAUGCCCAGUCCACCUCUUCAUGUCAGCGCUACGUGGAGUUCAAUCCAAGAAGUGUUUGUUCACAUUGCCGAGGCGGCUAUGGAGCCUAGCACGGCCUUCCCACGGAGUGAGGAAGAUGUCGAGGGCAAGUGGAUGUCGUGGGGAAUCGCACUGGGGGCGGUUGUCUGCGCGGGGGCAGCAGCGGUGAUGAUCUGGCGGAGAGUUAGUGGUAGUGGGGUCUGAGGGCGCUUCUGGUUCCCCAACACUAUGUACCGAUAGUUGUAAACCUAGAAACUAGAUACCCUUGACAAUUUUGCCUACCUGCAUUGCCCUGGGAUAUUGUACG